GUGCCGUCUUCAGCGUCGAGGAGAUCCUAGCCAGAACAGCAGAAGUGUGUUCGUUCGUGGUGAUUGAUAACGCGAAGAGACACAGAGAAAAACGAUGAGGGCUUCGUGCGUGCUCGCCGCGGGACUGUGCGGGAUAGCCGCUACGGAGGCAUUCGUGUUUAACCCCGCUGCUGCUUCGGUGGGUUGCCGGCCAGCUUCCCGAAGGCAGCAGAUGCAGGAGGUUGCAGCGGCUGCCGAUGUCGGCGGUGGCGAGACGGACGGUAAACAACGGACUUGGGACAUGCACCGCUGGCCUGACCGGAGUAAGGAGUUCAAGGCGAUGCCAAGCGACGCGCGUAACUGGGAGGUGGAGGGUGAACGCUUGCAGGUUUGGGACGACGAACCCAACCCCGUGGAAGAGCUCACCGGAAAUGAGUGGUACCACACCUUCGCCCCCAGCGAUGUCGAGAUCGAAGCCGCCGAGAUGGGGUUCGACUGGACAGACGAAUGGUUCGAGGUGAACGGGAUGGCGCGCAAGGACCUCAUGACCCCGGAAGAGCUGCAAGAGUUCGAAGCUGCCGAGGCGAAGGAAGGCUGAGGGCUGGAAGCGGCGGCGGAAGCGGCGGCGGGAUAAGAGAGAGAGACCGGGUGGUUGCGGCGAAACGAGGCGAGGGAAGGCUGAGGACUGGAGGCGGCAGUAGCGGCGAGAGAUAAACCAUGUUGUUCGGGCGAAACGACGCUUGAAAGGGUCGCCUCCUGCUCGAGUGUCGCGAUGCCGCCUUCUUGGUCCAACAAAUCCAGUGACACGUUGUUUUGGUCCCGGUUUUGUGGGGACGCCUGGUCUGUUCUGGUGGAAAAGCUGCACGGGAUCAUAACGGACAACCUGCCCCCCCCCCUCAAAAAAUAUUUUGGGUUGGAAAACCGGUUUCACAGUUCAAGUUGCGCUUCCCCCCCAUUGUCUUCUUUUCUUGCCGCAUGUUGACGGGCGAUGGGACUAGGGAGAAGGCCCUUACGGAAGGCCAUCUACCCACGUAAUUCUAUCCGUUUUUGUUCCACCUUGUGCCUGUUUCGUAGGAGUCUUGGAACGAGGGCAUGAGCACGGCGUUUUUGUCCUCGUACCCAAUAUCAUUGUUUGCGUAUCGAUCCUGGACAACCAUUUUUUGGGUAGGUGCUUUCGGUUGGUUCAGUUUUUUUUUAUUUCCUUGUAGAUGUCUGCGGUGUUGAAUGCAUCCCGAUACUGUUUUCGUGGAGAAUCGAGAGCAGUUUUGGAACAAUAAAUUGCCUUGCUCAUGCACGACUGCCUCCAAUCCGAGGCCCGCUUGCCUUUAAACGUGCGUGCAUGCAUUGGUGGUGUCGACGAACGAAGUGUUCCAAAUCAAACGGCACAAGACUUGCGUUGCGCGAACAGUUGGCGCUUUUGUUUGCCGAAGUACAUACUUCUUCCGUAUGUUCCCGGAGGACCAAGAGCACUUUUGGAAGAAUUUCGACAUGGUCGAGCCAUGUGGUUUUUCAGCAAUCCUGGGUCGGUGUUUUGCUGGCGCUCUUGCGCGGCAAAAUAUGUGCUGCGCUUUUCGUUCGUGGCGACUUCGCUUGCUGAUGUCGCGGCACGCCGAACGUAUAUUUUGUUACCUUUCAUACAACGUUGCGGCGUGUUUUGGCCCCAUUUUUUUCAUGGGGCAACGCCCCUCGUUCGAAGAGGUGGCGAUGGUAUGGAGAAGAGCAUGGUAAACUUUAGUUUUCCUGCUACUGCUGUAGCGCACUUGUUGGUGCUGCCGCUGCUGCUGAUCGCGAUAUCUAUAAUAAUUGUAAGGCAUUGCGCCUGACAUUUUUUUGCCGUCUACUUUCCGUUCGCAGAGACUUGGACAACCGUAGGUCGCGUAAAAACACCACACUCUCUUGACCGAUAUUUUCA
Ectocarpus sp. CCAP 1310/34 is the source of this 1891-nucleotide messenger RNA. The record is from the annotation of a GenBank genome assembly. NCBI's taxonomy places the organism in Eukaryota, Phaeophyceae, Ectocarpales, Ectocarpaceae.